AUGGCAGCACGACGUCCCCUGACAAUACAAGAGAUGGCCAUUGCGCUGGGUAUUGCCACUAUCUCAGACCCGCAAACGAUAAGACAGGCUAAGCUGGAUCCAAUCCAAUUAGAAGAGAAGCUUCGACAACUUUGCGGCUUGUUUGUCUUCACAAACAAUUCGAAGAUCUAUCUCAUCCAUCAAACAGCCAGGGAAUUUCUCAUUAAGAAGAAAAGUUCUAGCUAUCCCAAUUCUGCAUACUGGAACAGCCUGACUCAUGCGGAAAAUCAGAUGGCUGAGAUCUGUUUGAGGUACUUGUUGAUGGAGGAUUUAGAAUACGAUGAAGACAGAUCAGGCUCCCUUACUGGAUGUUUCUUGGAAUAUUCAGCAGCACACUAG
Molecule: messenger RNA, 378 nt
Organism: Penicillium verrucosum
Lineage: Eukaryota; Fungi; Ascomycota; Eurotiomycetes; Eurotiales; Aspergillaceae
Exons: 1
Coding region: 1-378 (125 amino acids)
Source: RefSeq, a predicted model, not a curated record